Messenger RNA from Brettanomyces bruxellensis, 1659 nucleotides. RefSeq lists its product as uncharacterized. Gene Ontology annotation, biological process: basic amino acid transport; transmembrane transport. The transcript has a single exon. Gene Ontology annotation, cellular component: fungal-type vacuole membrane. NCBI's taxonomy places the organism in Eukaryota, Fungi, Ascomycota, Pichiomycetes, Pichiales, Pichiaceae. The record is from RefSeq and is a predicted model, not a curated record. The coding region runs from base 1 to 1659 and encodes 552 amino acids. Gene Ontology annotation, molecular function: basic amino acid transmembrane transporter activity.
AUGUCUUCAAAAGCAGACGAUACGCUCGUCUCAGAAAUACAGGUAAACGAUGAAUCUGCAGCAUAUGGAAGUACCGGAAAUGAAGGACAAAACAAACCCUUCGAUACUAGUAAUAUUCAUCUUAAGAUCAUCAUGUCGUCUUUGUAUCUUAAUGUGUUCCUCUCCUCGUUGGAUUCAACACUUGUUUCCACACUUUUUGGUGUGAUUGCAGCCGAUUUGAAAUCGUUUUCUAACAUAUCAUGGAUUGCAACGAGUUAUCUAUUGUCCCGUGCGGCUUUUCAACCAUUAUUGGGUAAGCUCUCUGAUGUCUUUGGCAGGAAAUCUUUGAUUCAGCUAUCUAUGCUCAUAUUUGCAGUGGGAUGUCUCUACUGCUCACUAAGUAAAUCUUUAUGGCAUCUUGUCGUCGCGAGAUUUAUAACUGGUGGUGGUGCUGGUGGUAUGAAUGCUAUGUCUGCGAUAACAGUUACCGAUUUGGUUCCUUUAAGAAAAAGAGGUCUCUACCAGGGAUAUGUCAGCACAUUCUUUUUUGUGGGAUCAAUUCUUGGUGGUGUUGUUGCCGGUAUGUUUCAACAAACCAUCGGAUGGAGAGCUUCCUUUCUUGUUCAGGUUCCUGUCGUCCUUUUAAACUCGUUGGUAAUCCAGUUGUUCUUCAGUUUGCCAAAAGGUCGGUCUGGAAAUGGAAUACAAGGUCAAUCUACAUUGCAGAAGCUUAGAAGUUUGGAUUAUGUCGGUUCGUCUUUAUUGGUUCUCUCGUUACUUGGUCUGAUGAUAUCAUUUUCCUUAAUGAGCAAUCAUUUCAGUGGAAAUGAGGUUGCAAUAACUGUGGUUUUCCUUGCAAGCAUUGCUGCCUUUGGCUGCUUUUUCUUCUAUGACUUAAAGGUUUGCGCCGAUCCAAUAUUGCCAGUAGAACUGCUUUUCAAUAAAUCCAUUUUGCACACAUGCAUUGCGAAUUGGUUUUUAUCCAUGAAUGUUUUCUCUUCCACGUUUUACAUACCAUUCUACUGGAACAGUGUUAUGAAUGUUUCUCCACUUCAGUGCGGUUUCAGAAUGAUUCCAUGUAUGAUUGGUAGUGCUACCUUUUCCACAUUUGCUGGUUAUAUUAUAAAGAAAACGUGCAGCUACAAGAAGCUGAAAUAUGUUUGCGGAAUUUUAACUAUAGUAGGAAGUGUGAUUGUUUUUACUUCCAACAGAGAUGAAUCAACGAUUUUUGAAUAUUUCGUUACAGUACCUAUGAGAUCUUCCUCAGCUGCCUCUAUCACAACAUUGUUAGUUGCUAUCAUUUCAUUUGUCGAGCAGAAAGAUCAGGCACUUGUCAUAUCUAUUCAGAGUUGCUUUAAAUCGGUCGGUUCAACAUUAGGUGUGUCCAUCUCAGCUGCUAUUCUUCAAGUUCUUCUUAAAUUCUCAAUAGCGUCCAACUUCGGUCAAUUGAAAAACAUUCCUGAUAAGUUCUCCCAAAAGGAUAUCAAUGAUAUUAUUCGUAACGCUUUGAUGGAUCCGAACUAUGCUGCUAGAGAAGCACCCCACUUUUUCAAAAAUGCUAUUCUCAAGUCGUACGACUUUGCCUGUCAUGGAGUCUUUGUGUUUAUGUUCUUAACGGCGUUUAUGACAUUCUAUGAGAUGACAAGAAUGAAAUGUGUUCGACUUCGGGACAAAAAUUGA